Messenger RNA from Mercurialis annua (annual mercury), 414 nucleotides. RefSeq lists its product as uncharacterized. The coding region runs from base 1 to 414 and encodes 137 amino acids. The transcript has a single exon. The record is from RefSeq and is a predicted model, not a curated record. Lineage: Eukaryota; Viridiplantae; Streptophyta; Magnoliopsida; Malpighiales; Euphorbiaceae. Gene Ontology annotation, molecular function: catalytic activity.
AUGAUAAAUGGGCCCUGGAUAUGCGGAGGCGAUUUCAACGAGGUCUUCACUGAAACAGAGAAGGUGGGGGGAGGCCGUAAGCAACAAUACUUGAUGAGGAAUUUUAGAGAAGCUGUGGAAGCCUGCAAUCUGUUUGAGGUAAGGGGUUUGGAGAAUGAUUUUACAUGGUGGGGGAACAGGGAAUCUGGAGUCGUUAGAGAAAAGCUUGAUAGGUUCUUAAUUAAUGACGACUGGUCCCUGCUCUACCCAGACCAUGUAGCUUUCAGUCUUGGUUUCUGGGGUUCAGACCAUGCUCCGAUCAUUACUUGUCACAAAGAGAAGAUUGGCAGAGACAGUGGGAAGGUGGAUUUGAAGAGGAGGUUCCCGUUUGAGGAAUCGUGGACCGCUAACUCUGUUCCGAAACAUAGUGGAUGA